This is a messenger RNA of Phyllotreta striolata, 846 nucleotides long. The record is from the annotation of a GenBank genome assembly. NCBI's taxonomy places the organism in Eukaryota, Metazoa, Arthropoda, Insecta, Coleoptera, Chrysomelidae.
AUGCUGAAAAACUACUUGACCGCUUUUCCACCAACGAAAUUCGUAAUUAUAGAAGACACAGUUAACGAAAGGGGAGAACAAUUCGUGGAAUAUCUGUUGAACAAUCAUUCGGACAAACCCCAAACCAGCGUCCAUUAUUUCGUGUUUCAAGAGCCCUUCGCCAGGGCCAAGGCGAGAUUGGCGCACAAACCGGUCAAUUUGUACGAUUAUGUUAGCAAUCCGUCGGGCUGGAACGGCGAAGAGAAAAUGGACUUCGCGAACGCCAUUAAAAGAGUUUGCGAAGUUAACGGGGCGAUCUUCAUCGAUUCCCUAGUGCACGUUAUUUAUUCGUUAGGUUUAGGAGAAACUUACGCCUUGUUCAAUGCUUUAAGAAAAUGCGGUGUUCAACAACAAAUAGUUACGGUACUACACAAAGAUUUGUUAGAUGUUAGCGUUAAUGCCUCGCAGUUGUUUCGGAAUUUGAGUACUCUUUUUUUGAAUAUAUUGCCCGAAUCGCAAUCGGACAAACGGAAUAAUCGAGUUGAAUACGUUUACAUAAAACCCGGCGGAAAGGUGUUUAAAGAGAUUGAAGAAUAUUGUUUCCAAAUCAAAGGGAAUUUGGUAACGAAGAAGAUCGAAAAGCUCGAUCCAAAGAAACUGGUCUCGUCCCAACUGGAUCCCGAGCUACUAGCCACCUUUAAAAUAGGCUUGAGCACCGAAGAAAGGCAAAUUAGAGACGAACGACGGGGAGAAAUAUUACCUUAUUUACCAAAAUCGGACGAUCCGAAGGAAGGCAGAAUCACAUACAAAUUCGACGAAACGGACGAUUGGGACGAAGAAGACCCCGACGAUGAUCUAGACAUUUAA